UCUUUUGACGUUGCUGAUCGCCAUGGCUGCUGAUCUCGUUCCUUACACGACGGUCCAGGAGACGCAUAUCCAACUGACCAACGAAGCAAAUGCCAAUGCACACGAUAUACAUUGCCCGGCGUGUAAGAGUCUCAUUCUCAAGCGAGGGGUCGCGACGCAGGUGGAGCAUGAUGCGUCAGUCAAUCUCCCAUCAUACACAUCUACAACCGCUCCUCCGUUCAACUGGGCUGUACCGACCAUGAUGCAUUUCGAAAACAUUGGAUUCUCGCACGCGGUUGAUGGACGGCGGUUUUUGGCGUGUGCGGAUUGUGAAGGAGGGCCGGUGGGGUAUGCGGGCGAGGGGACAUUUCUUAUUGCGGGGGAUCGUGUGAGGUACGGGGUUGGGCGAUAGCUGUGGGCUGUGGAUCAAAAUAGGGCGAGUAUUGAGUCUUGGAUCGUGUUUGAUACAUGUUGGAUGCGGACUCGAAGGAUUUUGAGCCAGUAGAAUUAGCCAAAAGCUGACGUUUGUUGUGGGGUUUGUCAGAGAUGGCUGCUGUAGAUUAAUUGAUUUUCGAGUGUGUCUUGUUUAUAUGUAGGAAUAUGCAAAUCAAAGGUAAAAGCGCUCGUGCCAUAACGGCAUCAUCCAAAUAUCAUAAAAGAGUCACUGUUAUGACUUUGGCACAACCUCC
This is a messenger RNA of Spizellomyces punctatus DAOM BR117, 668 nucleotides long. RefSeq lists its product as uncharacterized. The transcript is spliced from 2 exons. Gene Ontology annotation, cellular component: cytosol; membrane. NCBI's taxonomy places the organism in Eukaryota, Fungi, Chytridiomycota, Chytridiomycetes, Spizellomycetales, Spizellomycetaceae. Gene Ontology annotation, molecular function: guanyl-nucleotide exchange factor activity; zinc ion binding. The record is from RefSeq and is a predicted model, not a curated record. The coding region runs from base 23 to 391 and encodes 122 amino acids. Gene Ontology annotation, biological process: post-Golgi vesicle-mediated transport; small GTPase-mediated signal transduction.